Molecule: messenger RNA, 405 nt
Organism: Trypanosoma cruzi
Lineage: Eukaryota; Euglenozoa; Kinetoplastea; Trypanosomatida; Trypanosomatidae
Product: vacuolar assembly protein vps41, putative
Exons: 1
Coding region: 1-405 (134 amino acids)
Source: RefSeq, a predicted model, not a curated record
AUGCCACAUGUGGGAAGCCGCAUUGCCAACGUGGCGCGCAGCAAGGCAAAUGAUGUGUGGCUCAUGACGGCCGUCGUGCACGUGGCGACGAGUGACUUGGGGAAGCACUACGAGACGCUGUACAGGCGGCGGGGGGCGGCAAUUCGUGUGGACCCUCGAAUGGCGGUGUGCCCCUUUUGCCACCAGCCAACGUUGGCGGACGUUGUGAUCUUUGGGUGCUCCCACACCUACCACGCCAACUGUGUGAUUGGCUACCUCGCUGGCGAGGGUGUUCUGCUCGUGCAGCCAGCCGAUGUUGAUGUUGGCCGCUUUUUCAAGCACCCGGAGGAAUACCUGAGGCCGGGCUCGCGGAAGGUGUCGCCUCGCUGCCUUGUCUGUUGUGAGGUGCGCGGGGCAGUGAAAUAA